AUGCCUGAAGAAACCCAGACCCAAGACCAACCAAUGGAGAAGGAGGAGGUUGAGACUUUUGCCUUUCAGGCAGAAAUUGCCCAGUUGAUGUCAUUGAUCAUCAAUACUUUCUACUUCAACAAAGAGAUCUUUCUGAGAGAGCUCAUUUCAAACUCAUCAGAUGCUUUGGACAAAAUCAGAUAUGAACGUUUGACAGAUCCCAGUAAACUAGACUCUGGGAAAGAGCUGCACAUUAAUCUUAUACCAAACAAACAAGAUCGAACCCUUACUACUGUGGAUACUGGCAUUAGAAUGACCAAGGCUGACUCGAUCAAUAACCUUGGUACUAUUGCCAAGUCUGGAACCAAAGCGUUCAUGGAAGCUCUGCAGGCUGGUGCAGACAUAUCUAUGAUUGGCCAGUUUGGUGUUGGUUUUUAUUCUGCAUAUUUGGUUGCUGAGAAAGUAACUGUGAUCCCCAAACAUAACGAUGAUGAGCAGUAUGCCUGGGAGUCCUCUGCAGGAGGAUCAUUCACAGUUAGGACUGACACCGGUGAACCUAUGGCUCGUGGAACAAAGGUUAUUCUCCAUCUAAAAGAAGACCAAACUGAGUGCUUGGAGGAACGAAGAAUAAAGGAGAUUGUGAAGAAGCAUUCUCAGUUCAUUGGCUAUCCCAUUACUCUCUUUGUGGAGAAGGAACGUGAUAAAGAAGUCAGCGAUGAUGAGGCGGAAGAAAAGGAAGACAAGGAGGAGGAGAAAGAAAAAGAAGAAAAGGAGUCUGACGACAAACCUGAAAUAGAAGAUGUUGGUUCUGAUGAAGAAGAGGAGGAGAAGAAAGAUGGUGACAAGAAGACGAAGAUUAAAGAAAAGUACAUUGAUCAUGAAGAGCUCAACAAAACAAAGCCUAUUUGGACCAGAAAUCCUGAUGGUAUAACUAAUGAGGAGCAUGGAGAAUUCUGUAAGAGCCUGACCAAUGACUGGGAAGAUCACUUGGCAGUGAAGCACUUUUCAGUUGAAGGACAGUUGGAAUUCAGAGCUCUGCUUUUUGUCCCAAGACGUGCUCCUUUUGACCUAUUUGAAAACAGAAAGAAAAAGAACAUCAUUAAGUUGUAUGUCCGCAGAGUUUUUAUCAUGGAUAACUGUGAGGAGCUAAUCCCUGAAUAUUUGAAUUUCAUUAGAGGAGUGGUGGACUCUGAGGAUCUCCCUCUAAAUAUUUCCCGAGAAAUGUUGCAACAAAGCAAAAUUUUGAAAGUUAUCAGAAAGAAUUUGGUCAAAAAGUGCUUAGAGCUCUUUACUGAACUGGCAGAAGAUAAGGAGAACUACACAAAGUUUUAUGAGCAGUUCUCUAAAAACAUAAAGCUUGGAAUACAUGAAGAUUCUCAAAAUCGAAAGAAGCUUUCAGAGCUAUUGCGAUACUACAAUUCUGCUUCAGGUGAUGAGAUGGUUUCUCUCAAGGACUACUGUACCAGAAUGAAGGAAAACCAGAAACAUAUCUGCUAUAUCACAGGUGAGACCAAGGACCAGGUAGCUAACUCAGCCUUCGUGGAACAUCUUCGGAAGCAUGGCUUAGAAAUGAUAUAUAUGAUCGAGCCGAUGGAUGAAUACUGUGUCUAACAGUUAAAAGAGUUUGAGGGGAAAACUUUAGUGUCAGUCACCAAAGAGGGCUUGGAACUUCCAGAAGAUGAAGAAGAGAAAAAGAAACAGGAAGAGAAAAAAACAAAGUUUGAAAACCUCUGCAAAAUCAUGAAAGAUAUCUUGGAGAAAAAAGUUGAAAAGGUGGUUGUGUCAAACCAAUUGGUCACAUCCCCGUGCUGUAUUGUGACAAGUACAUAUGGCUGGACAGCAAACAUGGACAGAAUCAUGAAAGCUCAAGCCCUGAGAGACAACUCAACAAUGGGUUACAUGGCAGCAAAGAAACACUUGGAGAUAAAUCCUGACCAUUCCAUCA
This is a messenger RNA of Nycticebus coucang (slow loris), 1924 nucleotides long. RefSeq names its product heat shock protein HSP 90-alpha-like. Gene Ontology annotation, biological process: cellular response to heat; protein folding; protein stabilization. The transcript has a single exon. NCBI's taxonomy places the organism in Eukaryota, Metazoa, Chordata, Mammalia, Primates, Lorisidae. The record is from RefSeq and is a predicted model, not a curated record. Gene Ontology annotation, cellular component: cytosol; neuronal cell body; perinuclear region of cytoplasm. The coding region runs from base 1 to 1590 and encodes 529 amino acids. Gene Ontology annotation, molecular function: ATP-dependent protein folding chaperone; ATP binding; ATP hydrolysis activity.